UCCAAGAUGUUCAAAAGAUCCAAAGUCACAGAUGGCACAGCCAUUGGCCAAGGGCCAGCGGCAGAGAAUGAAGUGGGUAUCCGGAAAAAAUCACGCGUUCCCGGAGUGAUGAUUACGCAGUUCAUAGAGACGCUACCAGAGGGGAAGAGCCAUCCAGACUUUACUCGCAAGCCAAUCGCUUUGACUAUUCAAGAAGGGAAAUUUGCUUUCUUUAAAGCCAUUGUCACCGGAGAUCCGAAACCCACUGUGGCGUGGAGCAGAAACAAUGGAGAUGUGUCUGAUACUUCAAAAUAUCAGAGCAAAUACGACGCCAACUCCAAUGAGCAUACGUUUGAGAUGCCAAAUGUCACAGCGGCUCAAGCAGACACAUACAAAUGUUUUGCGACCAAUGAAUUCGGACAAGCCAUGGUGACCGUUGUUCUGAACGUUAUUGAAGUUGGGUACAAAAAGAAUAAAGCCCAGCAAAACGCAAUAGAACCCAUCAAUGGUGGUUUUAAUAAAAUCCUACGAAAAAGUAAAGUGCGUCGAAAAUCGGAGCAAACGGAGAAGAAAGACGGCGAGUUGGAUCCUAAACUUUGUGAGCUGCUACUUAGCGCUGAUAAGAAAGACUACGAGAGAAUCUGCGCAGAGUACGGAGUGACUGAUUUCCGCUGGAUGCUGAAGAAACUUAAUGAAAUGAAGAAGGAGCGAGAAAAGGAACAAGCUGAGUUUGUCAAGAAUAUAUCCAACCUGAGACCUAUUCGAGUGCAUGCAGACGGUACCGCAUCCUUUGAGAUUGACAUGGACCUCAUUGAGCAGAGCAGCUCAAUAUACCUGUAUAAGGAUGGUGAAAUGAUUCCUUACACAAAAGAACUGGGAGACACAAUGAAGCACAGCUUGAGGAAAGUGGGGCGAAAGUAUAUUUUCACCAUGAGGGAUCUUAGACCAGAAGAUGGUGGAUUCUACCAGUUGGAUGUAGAAAAUGUGAACAUAUUUUCCACAGAUUUUAAAAUUCCCAUGGUUGAUUUCUUGGUGAAAAUUCAGGAAGUGAAGGCGAUGGAGAGAGAAGACGCCGUAUUCGAGUGUGUGCUUUCAAUUCCACUGGCCAAGAUUUCCUGGUUUGGCAAGAAUUUGCCCUUGGAACAAGGAGAUAAAUAUGACAUUGAGGUGUCGGAGGAUAAGCUCAUUCAUAGGCUCAUUGUCAAAGACUGCAUGGUUGUGGACAAAGGCAUUUAUUCCGCCACUGCAGGAAUAAAAUCAUGCAGUGCCUGGCUUGUCGUUGAAGCUGAUAAAGAUGCAGAUCAGGGCAAGAAGUCGAUAAGGAAGACAACAAAGGCUGGCGGAUCUGGUAUCGACCUGCAGAAGGUGGCUAAGGAGCAGCAGGAAAAGUUGACCAUACAGAAAGAGGAAAUGAAAGAACAAAUCAAAGCUGCAGAAGAAGCGGCGCCCCCACCCGAAACACCUAAACCAAGAAGUAAUAAACCAGCAGACAGCCCAGCUACAUCAGCUGGAAAGGCAGUGAACAGCGAUCCUGUGAUUACUUGUGGACUUUCCGAUAUUUAUUGUCUACGUGGGAAGUCGGCUGAACUAAAAGUCAUCAUGAACAUGGACUGCGACGGGACCUGGUUCAAAAAUGGAGAGCCAAUAAGCGCUGGUGCUGGAAUCAGCAUAAUGAAAGACUCCACCUCUCACAUGCUGACUUGUGAAAACUGCCAAGAUGACGAUUCUGGCCUGUACCGCUUUGUAUCAGGGGAUCAGAGUACGCAAGGAAAGGUCAUUGUCGGAGGCAUACCGGAAUUUGACCCGGACGAUCUUCACAAGUUUUGCAAGCCGUUGACAGUGAGCGUGGGCCAGAACGCCACUUUCAAAAUGCCCUUUGCCCCUCAGGAGGCUUUGAUUGUCAACUGGUCUAGGAAUGGCAUCAAUGUCAAAGAUGGAGGAGGAGUCAAGGUUGUGAGGGAGCCCAAUCACAGCCGUCUGCUCUUCAGGGACUGCCUGCGGGCAGACAUGGGGGAAAUUAAAAUUCAGCUUAAAAAUCCAUUUGGGACCGCAGAGGCAACCUCUCAGCUUUUUGUUCUCGAUCGCCCAGGUCCGCCGGAGGGUCCGGUGGAGACACUUGACACCACCUCAUCUCUCAUUGUGAUUAAAUGGAAACCUCCAAAAGAUGACGGCGGAUGCCCCGUCACCAACUACGUCAUCGAGCGCCAACAGGCGGGCCACAGUCUGUGGACCAAACUUGGCCACGUCCCCGGUGACAAGACAAGCUUUAGGGACAGGAAUGUAACCCACGGGAAGAAGUACAGCUAUCGAAUCUAUGCAGAGAACUCAGAAGGCCUUGGCGACUCCCUGGAAACUGCUGAUAGCAUAAUGGCUGGCGUCAUGAUACUUUCUGGACCACCCGGUGCCCCCCAAGUGGUCAGUGCCUCAAAGACCUGUAUCACACUGACAUGGACCCCGCCCGAAGAUGACAGGGGAGUGCCCGUCAUCGGCUAUCAAAUAGAGAAACGGAGGAAAGACACAAAUCAGUGGAUUUCCUUGAACGCGGUGAAUGAACCGAUUGAAGACGUCAAUUAUGCGGUUAAAGACGUCACUGAGGGAGCAGAGUACGAGUUCAGGGUUCUUGCAAUUAAUGAGUCUGGAGCCGGGGACCCAAGCUCCCCGUCUGCAAUAGUGUGUGCAAAGAAUCCCAACAUGAGGCCUUACUUCAAAGACCCAGAGGACUUCAUUGUUGUCAGAGCAGGAAAUUCAGUGCGUGUAAACCUUCUUUAUGAGGCUGAACCCCCACCGGAGAUCACAUGGUUCAAGGAUGAUGAAGCGUUACCCCCAUGGAUAAAAAUAAUCAAUUCUGAAGGACUGUCCCAGCUUGUUAUUCCCUCAUCGAAGCGCUCCGACUCUGCCAUCUACACUAUCAUUGCCAAAAACUCAGUUGGGCAGGCUUCCUUUGAUGUUGAGGUUAGAGUCACAGAUGAACCGAAGAGUCCAGGGCCAGUGGAACUGGAGCAAACUGUCCACGGCAAAGUGGUGAUAACAUGGGCUCCAUCGCCAGACCAGGAGCUUGAUGACAGACUUUACUACACGGUGGCUCAACGCGACUCCAACACCAGGGUGUGGAAAACUGUUGCAGACCGCCUAUUCACAAAUACACACACAGUUAGCAACAUUCUACCAGGUCUUGAAUAUCAUUUCCGGAUCUUCGCCAAGAAUGAUAUGGGGCUGUCGGAGCCAUCGGAGUCACCAACAUGGGGAAUGAAUAGCAACAGAGUUCCAAUCACGCCCAAGGGAAUCAACUCGACGCAUAUCAGCUUUGAGAGGCCCCCAUCCAUCUUGGUCCCUCUGAAGCUUCAUGCGCCACCAAAAGGUUACCAGGUCUACAUGACGUGUGCCGUGCGAGGGUUCCCAACACCCACCGUGUCCUGGUUCCUCAAUAACCAGUGUAUCAACUCGGACAGCAACUACUACAUCACCAACUCCUUCGGCGUCUGCUGCAUGUAUAUUCUCAGAGUGAGGCCAAAGGACAGCGGAGAAUACAAAGUCGUUGCAAUCAACUCAUUUGGCAAGGCAGAAUGUUCCACGAAACUCAUUGUUAGAGAAUGAAUCAGCUGGAGGGCCUUAUAUGGGGCGUAUUUGAGAGAGGGAUAAGGCAGUAACGGCG
Messenger RNA from Hippocampus zosterae (dwarf seahorse), 3631 nucleotides. Its product is annotated as immunoglobulin-like and fibronectin type III domain-containing protein 1. NCBI's taxonomy places the organism in Eukaryota, Metazoa, Chordata, Actinopteri, Syngnathiformes, Syngnathidae. The record is from RefSeq and is a predicted model, not a curated record. Gene Ontology annotation, molecular function: protein binding.